This is a messenger RNA of Magallana angulata, 1780 nucleotides long. RefSeq names its product gigasin-6. Bases 4 to 1692 code for a protein of 562 amino acids. Lineage: Eukaryota; Metazoa; Mollusca; Bivalvia; Ostreida; Ostreidae. The record is from RefSeq and is a predicted model, not a curated record. The transcript is spliced from 6 exons.
CAAAUGAAUAAUACACAAGGUGCUUCAUUCGUUAAAAUGUCCUCUAGAAAUCUCCUCUAUUCUUCUGUGGUCCUUUUUCUUGUUUUGUUCUACUGUCAUGGCGGCCCUUUAGAAGACCAAAUCAGAAGUACGAUACAAGAGGUUUAUAAAAACUGUCGAAGGGAUAAAAAUCCAGGGGUCAUUGUUUCUGUGGUGAAAGAUGGUCAAAAUGUCCUGACGGAGGCCCUCGGGGUCAAGGACAAAAUAUCUGGAGAGGCCAUUACCACCGAUACUCUCUUUGGGUUAGGAGGAAUUUCAGCUUUAUUCGCCAAUAUUCUUAUCGCUAAGAAAAAUGCAGAAUAUGCCGAUUCAAACAACCCAGAUUCUACUCUCGAAAUGGACGAGGACACUACUCUACGAAACCUUUUUGGAAACAAUAAGCUUUUUGAGAAAUCCAAGCUACGAUCCCGGUAUGCUACAUCUCUGGAUGUCAUGUCGCAUCGGUUGGGAUUCAAAAAUACUCCUUACUUGUUCUUAGACGAUACGGUUACCCGAGGCGACCCCGUCAUACAACGAAUAAGUAGCAUGAAGCCAAGAGGGCGUUUUAGGGACAGCUUUUACUACAAUGAGUUGAUGUACAGCAUCCUCACUACGAUUGGCGAACGACUUGGUAGAGAUAGUUGGGAGAAUCUUGUUAAAAACGAGAUCUAUACCCCCCUCGGAAUGGCUAAAUCCAAAUUCUUCACCACUGUGGAGCCCUCAACAGUCGACAUUGCCAGAGCCUACAAAGAGGACGACGGCUCUCUGUUCCCAGUUCCGUUCGAGUUCUUGAAAAAAUGGUCUAGCUUGUGCAGCACAACAUGUGUCCUUAGUAGUGCAAACGACAUGUCUAAAUUCAUGAAUUAUCUCCUUGGCAACGGAAGCAUUCCUGGAACAAACGACGUGUUACUGGCCAAGAAAAUUCACCGUGAUUUGUUCGAUGCUUAUAACCGUCUGCAAGAUCCAAGCAUUGAAGACUAUUUCCUGACCAUAAGGGGUGUCCCCGUAUCUAGGACUCACUUUGCGUAUGCCAUGGGAAUCAAACGAGGAAUGUACAACAAUGAAAGAAUUCUGGAGACUGCUGACGACAUGCAUGGUUACAACACCCUGAUGACCCUUUUCCCUGACCGAAAUCUUGGAAUAUUCAUCGCAAUGACUGGAGAAGACAAAAAGGAUCUUUUCAGAACUGCUCUCAGUAGCUACAUUUCAGACUUGUAUCUCGAUAAAGAACCAUGGUUAAACUCUUCUCUACUUUGCACGUUCCCUGAACCCUUCAUGAAGGGACCUGACCCCGACACCCCCAAAGUCCACCCGGUCGUGCCACUUGGUCGACUUCCGACAGAUUUCACUGGAACGUAUACUAACGACAUCUACGGGAAAAUGGAAAUCAUUGACAAAAGUGGAGUCUUGGAGGCAAAGUACGGCUACGCUACUUUCGACCUUCAGAGAGAAGAGACAACGUCUCUCAAGUUUAACAUGUUCCCGACUGGACUUAUAAGACAUAUGUUCUCUGUGGAUGAUCUGAGAUUUAGGGAAAGAAAGAACUCCACAUAUAUCGAAGCGUUUACUGUUGACAAAUUCGAUGAUGCUAAGUUCGAGAGAGUUCAGCCGGUUACCACCACCACCACCACCACCACGGAGAAGCCAGCCGGCGGGAUAGCCAUUCCGCUAUAAAGCACCAUAUAGACACUCAGUGGACACAUGACUGAAUUCAAUCACGUUGUUACUUGUUUUAAAUCCAAAUAAACAAUAUUAUUAUGAA